Molecule: messenger RNA, 2295 nt
Organism: Benincasa hispida (wax gourd)
Lineage: Eukaryota; Viridiplantae; Streptophyta; Magnoliopsida; Cucurbitales; Cucurbitaceae
Product: serine/threonine-protein kinase STY46-like
Biological process (GO): protein phosphorylation
Molecular function (GO): ATP binding; protein serine/threonine kinase activity
Source: RefSeq, a predicted model, not a curated record
AUACGGAGCAAAGAGAGGGAAAGAAAACGACUAAGAGAGCCAGUGAAGAACUCAGCAACUACAUCGGCACCAAAUUCCUUACCAACUUCCAUCGUUUUUCCUCUCUACUUUUUUCGCCUCAAUCGUCACUGUAAUUUUCGCCGUUGUUUCUUCACUGGAACAAUCGGUUUGUGUGUUCGUUGAAAUUUUUGCUCCUCGCUGAUCUUCCGGGAGGGAGCUGGAUAUAUCUUUUGGAUCUUUCCAACGGUUUGUUUUGAUUUUGUUUUGUGUUGUUCUUCUUUCUACCAUGGCUAUGGACGAUACCGAGAGCUGUAGUAGUAGAGCGGUGGAUGAUUUCUCGGCUCAGACUUGGAAACAGAAGCAGAUGGUUGGUGUUUACGACGAAGUUCUUCGUCGACUCAGGCUGUCGCACGAGGCGGAGACCAGCCUUCCUGGUUUUGAGGAUGAGCUUUGGGCUCAUUUUCAUCGACUUCCUACUAGGUAUGCUAUGGACGUCAACGUAGAGAGGGCUCAAGAUGUUCUCAUGCACAAGAAUCUUCUCUACAUGGCACAUGAUCCUGCUACUCGGCCUGCAAUUGAUGUCCGUCUCGUACAGGUUCAUUCAUCUCCUGGCAGAAACUUUGGGAAGUCUGUUAAUUCGAACUUGAAGGAAAAAGUGGACCAGCUGUUUUCUGGUUAUGACAGCAAUCAGAGACACCACCCCCCACCAGCAUUUGGCUCAUCAACAGAGGUCGAAUAUGGUUUUGAGACCAGCCAAUUACAUGAUAUAGACCAACCUGGGACUUUCUCCUGGCCAAUGCAUGAAAUUACAAUAUCAACAAUUGACAAGCCAAAACUGCUCAGUCAGUUGACGUCCUUACUUUCUGAGAUUGGGUUGAAUAUUCAAGAAGCGCAUGCUUUUUCAACAACAGAUGGCUUUUCCUUGGAUGUUUUUGUAGUUGAUGGUUGGGCAAUUGAGGAUACCAAGCAGCUAAAAGAUAUACUGGCAGAAGAAAUAUCAAAGAUCCAGAAAAGGCAUCCUCCAUUCACACCUUGUAUAUUCCAUACUGGGAAGCAAGACAAAUCUGGAGUCAAGUUCAUCACAAAGUAUGUCAACAUUCCAAGGGACGAAGUUGAUGUAUGGGAAAUUGAUGUGAGCCUGCUAGUCUUUGAGAAGAAAAUUGCAUCUGGAUCUCUUAGUGACUUGUAUAAAGGCACCUUCUAUGGUCAAGAUGUGGCUAUUAAACUUCUAAAAGAUGAGAACUUGAACGAGACUGCACGGCGGGAAUUUUUUCAAGAAAUUCAUAUCAUGAGAAAACUUCGGCAUAAGAAUGUUCUUCAGUUUAUUGGUGCAUCUACCAAGCCUCCAAGCUUUCUCAUUGUUACAGAAUACAUGUCUGGUGGAAGUAUACACGACUUUUUACAUCAACAAAAGGGCGUUCUUAGUUUUCCUUCCUUACUAAGAGUGGCAGUUGAUGUGUCCAAGGGAAUGAACUAUUUGCAUCAAAAGAAUAUCAUCCACAGAGAUCUGAAAGCUGCAAAUCUUUUGAUGGAUGAAUAUGGGGUUGUAAAGGUCGCUGAUUUUGGUGUUGCUAGAGUGCAAGCUCAAUCUGGUGUGAUGACUGCAGAAACUGGAACAUAUCGUUGGAUGGCUCCAGAGGUUAUUGAGCACAAACCAUAUGAUCAUAAAGCUGAUGUUUAUAGCUUUGGGAUAGUGUUGUGGGAGCUGCUUACAGGACAGCUGCCUUAUGAUAACUUGACCCCGUUACAAGCAGCAAUAGGCGUGGUUCAGAAGGGUCUGAGGCCUAAGAUUCCGAGGCAUGCUGAUCCAAGGAUCGUGGAUUUGCUCGAGAAAUGCUGGCUGCAGGAUCCAUCUUUGAGACCCGAAUUCUCAGAAAUUACAAGAUAUCUACAGCAGACACUGAAGGAGGUAGGGAAAAGUUCUGCUGAAACUGUUCAAAUUUAUUCCUUCGUUUUCAGGCACUUCAUGUUCUUGGAACAGAUUAUAUAAUAAGAAAACUUCGGAGUGACAGGAACCAUCUGGAAGAUGAUUAAAAAAUUUUGGGCUGGAGAAUCGUUCUACGGAGGAGCAAGGAUACGGUAUCUAACUACAUCUAAUUAUCUUUACACGUUGUAAAUUUGCUUUCACAUAGCUGUAAAAUAUGCAAUCUUUCUUAAGAUAAAAUUAACAAAUGGCUUGGAUUUACAUGGUGUAUUUAGAUAGGUUGUGGCCAUCGUUUUUGACGGGACUUUAAUAUGUAAUAAUUUAAGUUUUGUACUUUUAAAUUUUUAACGAUUUAAUCCCUAUUAUAGAAA